Messenger RNA from Ostertagia ostertagi, 618 nucleotides. NCBI's taxonomy places the organism in Eukaryota, Metazoa, Nematoda, Chromadorea, Rhabditida, Trichostrongylidae. The record is from the annotation of a GenBank genome assembly.
AAGCAGUGCGAAAAACGAGAUCCAUGUCCACCUGAGUACUGUAACCAUGGAGGAAGGUGUUCGAGCAACGGGACAGGCUUUGAGUGCGUUUGCCCUCUUGGGUUUGAUGGACCACAGUGCGAGCACGACAUCAACGAGUGCGACUCAUCGCCAUGUGCCUUUGGGAAAUGUGUGAAUACGGUAGGUUUCAGAGUAGACUUCAUGAUGAAUGGCCCGCCCAGAGACCAAACUGCACCAACGAUGGAUCGCUGUGAAUGUUCACACGAGUUCGUUUUUGUCGGUGUCAAGCUCAUUUUUUACGACCAGUGGUACGUUGCGCGUCCACCGAUCCGGCUUUGUCUUUCGGGUAACACACCGCCGACAUUCACACAGACACACACAGCGAACAGUGGAGAUGAGAGGACAAACGCGCAAUUUACCACGAGUGAUUGCGCACCGCAGCGCAUGGGCUCAUACCGGUGUGAAUGCGAUGAGGGCUUCAUCGGAAGGGACUGUCAAAUUUAUCGUAGCGGUUUCGAGUGCUCAUCGAAUGGCCCGAAUGUCUGCCGUAAUGGAGGAGUUUGUGUGUCUGACGAGAUCAACAACAACAAUGCUUGCAUUUGUCCGCCAAUGUAUCAA